Capsaspora owczarzaki ATCC 30864 is the source of this 526-nucleotide messenger RNA. RefSeq lists its product as hypothetical. Gene Ontology annotation, molecular function: protein-disulfide reductase [NAD(P)H] activity. The transcript is spliced from 4 exons. The record is from RefSeq and is a predicted model, not a curated record. The coding region runs from base 21 to 401 and encodes 126 amino acids. NCBI's taxonomy places the organism in Eukaryota, Filasterea, Ministeriida, Capsasporidae. Gene Ontology annotation, cellular component: cytosol.
CCUUCCUCUACAACUUCACAAUGUCGAUUGUUCGUGUCGCUGGUUUGGACCAAUUCCGUGCUGCUGCCGAAACCGCCAAAGCCGCCAAUGCCGGCCGCCUCUUUGCCCUGUUCUGUGGCUCCAAGGAUCCCGCCACUGGAAACAGCUGGUGCCCGGACUGCGUCGCCUCCGAGCCGCACAUCAUGAAGGAGUUUGGCAAGCAGACCGAUGCCACUCUGAUCUACUGCACUGUCGGCGAGCGUGCCGAAUGGAAGGACAGCAACAACGUCUUCCGCAAGGCUGCCGAUCUCCGUGUGGCGUGCGUUCCUACGUUGCUCGAAGUUGACACUAAGCGACGCCUCAACGACGCCCAGUGCCAAGACCCCAAGCUGGUUGCCAUGUUCUUCGAAGAGGAGGAUUAAUGAUGGAUGUAAAACUUGCCUUCCGCACAAUUCAAUCCUUUCCAGUUCUCAUGCAACCAACUACCUUCAUAAUGCACCCAUCACGCAAUGAAUGACAAAGCUGAACAAUUGAAACCUUUGGCAAA